This is a messenger RNA of Conger conger (European conger), 1239 nucleotides long. RefSeq names its product growth differentiation factor 6a (gene gdf6a). Gene Ontology annotation, molecular function: growth factor activity; cytokine activity. Lineage: Eukaryota; Metazoa; Chordata; Actinopteri; Anguilliformes; Congridae. Gene Ontology annotation, biological process: SMAD protein signal transduction; BMP signaling pathway. The transcript is spliced from 2 exons. The record is from RefSeq and is a predicted model, not a curated record. Gene Ontology annotation, cellular component: extracellular region. Bases 1 to 1239 code for a protein of 412 amino acids.
AUGGAUGUCUUUCGGGCAGUAGCCUUCUACCUGCUAUUUCUCUUUCUGUUGGAUUUACCGUGUUUCCAGACAGCUGCUAUUUUCCCCCCCUCUGUCUCCAGGAGGAAUAAGGGAACCAGGAUUCUACAUGAUGGACAGAAGCCCCCAAAAUUCCUUAAAGAAAUCUUCGCAUCCUCCUCGAGCCAAAGCUAUCAUCAGGAUGAGUUUAAAGACGCCAUUGUACCACACGAUUAUAUGCUGUCCAUUUACAGGACGUACUCUGCCGCUGAAAAAUUGGGACUAAACGCAAGUUUGUUCCUGUCGUCAAAGUCUGCGAACACCAUAACAAGUUUUGUAGACAGAGGAGAAGACGAUCUCUUGCACUCUCCUUUGCGAAGACAAAAGUAUCUGUUUGAUGUCUCAACCCUUUCAGACAAAGAGGAGCUGGUGGGAGCUGAAUUAAGGAUAUUUAGAAAAGUGCCCGGGGAUUUCCAAGCGUCUCAGACAGGUCUCUAUGGCAUUCAAUUACUCUCCUGUCGAUCAGAGCGGCUACUGGAUUCUAAAUCUCUUGAUCUCCAGGAUUCUAGAAAACCAGGAUGGGAGGUUUUGAAUGUGUGGGAAAUGUUUAAAAAUCGCCAUCAUUCUGCAUUGGGGAGCCAGCUUUGUGUUCAGCUCAGGGCUACCCAUGGUAAAUCAGAAACGGAAAUGGACUUAAAACAUCUUGGAUUUGACAGAAACGACCGUCACCAGCAAGACAAGGCUAUUUUGGUGGUGUUUACAAGGUCCAGGAAGAGGGAGAACUUAUUUAAUGAGAUGAAAGAAAAGAUAAAGUCUCGUGGCUUGCGAAAAACCGAGGAUGAAGGCGGCCUUCUAUUCAAAGCCAGACGCAGGCGGAGGACUGCAUUAAACAACCGGCACGGGAAGAGACAUGGUAAAAAAUCUAAAUCAAGAUGCAGCAAAAAAGCCCUUCACGUUAAUUUUAAAGAACUUGGUUGGGACAACUGGAUCAUUGCACCUUUGGAUUAUGAGGCCUAUCACUGUGAGGGCGUGUGCGACUUUCCUCUGAGAUCGCACUUAGAACCAACAAACCACGCUAUCAUUCAAACGCUCAUGAAUUCAAUGGAUCCCAAUAGCACGCCUCCAAGCUGUUGCGUUCCUACGAAACUUAGUCCUGUUAGCAUUCUUUAUAUUGACUCGGGCAAUAACGUUGUGUAUAAACAGUACGAGGACAUGGUUGUGGAACAGUGCGGAUGCAGGUAG